Messenger RNA from Sclerotinia sclerotiorum 1980 UF-70, 426 nucleotides. RefSeq lists its product as hypothetical. Bases 1 to 426 code for a protein of 141 amino acids. Lineage: Eukaryota; Fungi; Ascomycota; Leotiomycetes; Helotiales; Sclerotiniaceae. Gene Ontology annotation, molecular function: DNA binding. The transcript has a single exon. The record is from RefSeq and is a predicted model, not a curated record. Gene Ontology annotation, cellular component: nucleus.
AUGGAUGGUUUAACUCCACAUACAGAAACUCGAGCGAACUGCUAUAAGAUUACACAAUUGGAAGAGGAAGUGAUUAUUGAAUACAUACUUGAUAUGGAUCGAAGAGGAUUUCCACCUAAAAUCAAGGGUGUAGAAGAUAUGGCGAAUUAUAUUCUUGAAUCAAGAAGUGCGAAGAAAGUUGGAAAGCUCUGGGCUCAUCGAUUCGUAAAGCGUCAUACAGAAUUAAAGAUAUGUUUUAAUUGUACUUGUAACUUUCAAAGAGCUCUCUGUGAAGAUUCUAAGUUUCUUGAGGAGUGGUUUCGAUUGGUAUCGAAUAUACAAGCAAAAUAUUGUAUUCUGGAUUGCGAUUUCUAUAAUUUCGACGAAACAGGCUUUAUAACGGGGAUUAUAAGUGUUGCAAUGGUUGUAACUGAUGUUGAACGAUGA